Molecule: messenger RNA, 10125 nt
Organism: Peromyscus californicus insignis
Lineage: Eukaryota; Metazoa; Chordata; Mammalia; Rodentia; Cricetidae
Gene: Dnal1
Product: dynein axonemal light chain 1
Exons: 3
Coding region: 7479-8756 (425 amino acids)
Biological process (GO): acyl-CoA metabolic process; fatty acid metabolic process
Cellular component (GO): cytoplasm
Molecular function (GO): protein kinase binding; fatty acyl-CoA hydrolase activity
Source: RefSeq, a predicted model, not a curated record
ACCAGCACUGCCUGCGAUAUAAUGCAGUCAAUAACUAUCUGCUAAAGGACGAUUAAUAAACACAUCUUUAUCUACAAGAAAGCAUAUGCUAUAGCCCCUUCUGUAUGUGGGUUCCACACUGCCAAGUCUACCACCCAUGAAUUGAACUUAUAUGAAAACAGCACUGUGUCUAUACUGAACAUACAGGGGCCUUUUCGGGCCAUUAUUCCUUAAAUUUGUUGUAACUGAAAAGGAACUAUUUGUACAGUGUUUGUGUUCCACUUAGGGACAUAAAUAAGGUGGAUGUGAUCUUAACAUUUUAAAGAUUUUCAGAUUACAUGCCAAUUCCACCCCAUUUUAUAUCAAGUACAUGAAUCACUGGGGAGAAAUACAUGGAUGACAACCAGUCCCUAACUGCACAGAACCUUUGUUAGUGGUGUGUGUGUGUGUGUGUGUGUGUGUGUGUCUCCCUUUGCUCUAUUUUCCUUUUAAAUUAGAAGUUCCAAAAUAGGCAGAAAAGAGAAAGAGAAAAGGAGGAAAGUGUAGGCCUUGGAAAACUAUAAAAAACAUGCUCAGUUGAAGAACAAAAAAAGCUUUCAGUUUUUGGAAGUUGGAGUAAAGUUGUUUCCCUCUAUCCUGAAUGCUCAGUAACCUAAAGUUAAGGCCAACAUUGACAUGCCUGAGUCCCAUGCAUUUACACAAGGCAGAUACAGUUGCCUCCAUGCCAAGAACGCAGCCUUGUAGGUUGGAAAGAAAAGACAGAGACACCUGAACCCUUGCAACAUGUCACUCGGGGGGUCCAAUGGGGCAGAUACAAGAACUGAACAUUUAAACCAUGCCUUAUUCAGAGAGCUGACAAUCUAGAGGACAAAGGAUGGGCAUCCUCAACUAUCUUCCACCUCAUCUGUAACCAUCAGAUCAUAUAGGGAUGGGGAACAGAGGCAGUGGAUCACAAAAAUUCAUUCUUGCCCUCUGGCCAGGGGAUCAACUCUUCUCUCAGACUCUACUUUUCUCUCACUGCCUUUGCUCUGUGCAGCAGGGGAAGGGCUUGUAUCCACCAAAGUCACUGAGUCCUGCCUUCCCCAAGUCAAUGUGGGUGAUUAGAUUCAAGGCUAACUCAGAGGCAACAAGGCAUGAACAGUGUGUCCCUGAUAAGCUGCAGUGUGGGUGAGCAGAUCCUCCCAUGAAUGAAAUGCAGACGUCUCUUGUAAUAGAGAACAUAAUGUGUAUUUCCAAAUCCCACACAAAGCAACAACUGGAAAUUUAGUCUUUGUUUAUAGGUAUAAAGACUAUAAGGCCGGGCGGUGGUGGCGCACGCCUUUAAUCCCAGCACUCGGGAGGCAGAGCCAGGCAGAUCUCUGUGAGUUCGAGGCCAGCCUGGGCUACCAAGUGAGUCCCAGGAAAGGCGCAAAGCUACACAGAGAAACCCUGUCUCGAAAAACCAAAAAAAAAAAAAAAAAAAAAAAAAAAAGACUAUAAGACUAUUAGGAAAACCAACACGGGAAUCUGAAAAGACACAGUGAGCAGACAGAACCACAGACGGAGCAGUUAUCACAUAUCCAGACUAUAAGGAAAACCAACACAGGAAUCUGAAAAGACACAGUGAGCAGACAGAACCACAGACGGAGCAGUUAUCACAUAUCCAGCGACCAAAGACAGCUUAUAAAAAUGUCCUCACUAGCAUGCUCAGACUUGAUAUCUGAGAGUACUGUAUACCAAGUUAGAAGAAAGAAAUAUGUAACCUUAGAACUUUUUCUAAAGAUCACCAUGUAGAAAAUAUAUUACAAAAUCAAGGCAUGGGCUACAAUGUAGAAAAUUUAUUACAAAAUCAAGGCAUGGGCUACAAUGUAGAAAAUACAUUUAAAAACUCAGGGCAAGGACCAUUACAAGGCACACCCUGAUCUACAUGUAUUCUGGGGUAGCUGCAGGUGGACAAGCCCUGAGACACUGAGGGUUCACUCAAUUCUAAGAAUUUAGGAUGAAUGGAAACAAUGAAAAGGAAAUGGAAAUCCACCAGAGCUGCUAGUGAUUUGCACUCAGGAGGCAUGUGGUGUGUUUCAACAAGCCUGGUUCUGAUGUGCCAGAACUGAAGCCAAAAGUGGUGUAUUUUAAAAAUGGCAAGAAGGAGUCACACCAUACAACAGGGCCCAAAUGGGACAUUUAUUCAGGGGAGGGGAGAGAAGGAGGCAGAGAAGGAGGCAGAGACUGGUCCCUGGGGACGAGGGCAAAAGAAGAGAAAGAGAUAGACAUUAGGUAGGCAAGGCCCGCCUUUUAGUGCCUGAAGCUGAGGAUAUAUUCUGUCAGGACCCUAAGGGCAGGCCAGUACAGAUGCCUAAAUGCUAACAAAAAGUGGUAGGUACCAGGAGACCCAAGAUAGAAACAGAGGGUUCCAGGAUUAAACAAGACAAAAUUUACUGGGAACUUAACAGACAGAAAUGUGUCUUGAGCAGUAACUUGACAGGGAGACUUUCGCAUCCAAUCACAGGAUAAAGGUUCAUAGCUUACAUUUGGUAAAGGUGGGCCAUGAGAACUGGAAUGUACCUAGUCUUCUCUAACUCAUUGUCAGUUAAAAACAAUCUGGGUUGCUCUGAUGCAGACCCCAGCAGCCAGCCAGCAAGUGAGAGACCUGUGGGCAGGUGGCACCACCAUCAUUGUUACCCAAUGGACUGGGUUCCCAUAAGACACACUCUGCCAUCCACCCACCCCCACCUACCCUAGCAUCCUCCCCACAUGCACUCCUCUCCUCCAACAUCAGCAAACCCUCUAGACACAAGAGCCGCCCACACCAGCUGGAAGAACAGGUGAGUGAAUGGUCUCCCAGCUAAACUGCCCCAGUCUCUAGGCCCUAAGCCCCAGGGUAUAUCCUGUGCCCCUCCCCAUCCCACCUCAGCCCUAGCAAAGCAGCUGGGACGAGCCCCCAGCUCUGGUGGAAUCCCACUGCUCUGGUGCAGACCCAGCAGCAGGCCAGCAGGUGAGAUCCUGCAGGCAGGCUGCACCACACCACUGCCACCCACUGGACUCUGUUCCCACAAGAACCACUCUGCUGCACAACCACACUUACCCCAGCAUCCUCCCUGAGCACAGCACUCUAUGGCAACAUCAGCAACUUACAGGCACAAAUGCCACCCAUACCAACUGGAAGUACAGCAGCCCCUAUAGGCACAAGCACCACCUAUACCAGUUGGAAGAGGAGAUGGUAAGCACCAGUCUAAGAAUAUAUACAGCAACAUAAAGGGCAAUAUGCCACCACCAGAACCCAGUGGUCCUACAACAGCAAGACCUGAACAUCUCAACGCAGAUGAAGCAGAAAAAAAAAAUGACCUUAAAAAUAACUUGAUGAGAUGAUAGAGGCCCUUACAGAUGAAAUGAAAAAUUCCCAUAAAGAAAUUGAGGAAAAGAAAAAACAAAAAAUUGGAAGAAAUCAAUAAAUCCCUUAGAGAAAACAAUCAAACAGGUGGGCUGGAGAGAUGACUCAGAGGUUAAGAGCAAUGACUGCCCUUCUAGAGGUCCUGAGUUCAAUUCCCAGCAACCACAUGGUGGUUCACAACCAUCUGUAAUGAGAUUUGGUGCCCUCUUCUGCCAUGCAUGCAGAGCACUGUAUACAUAAUAAAUAAAUCUUUUAAAAAAAAUCAAACAGGUAAAGGAAACAGUUCAAGACUUGAAAAUUGAAAUAGAGGUUAUAAAGAAAACAAAAAAUGAGAGAAUUCUGGAAAUGGAAAAUCUGGGGAAGCACACAGGAACUACAGGUGCAAGCAUCUCUAGCCGAAUAGAAGAAAUGGAAGGGAGAAUCUCUGAUACAAUAGAGGAAAUAGAUUUAUCGACCAAAGAAAAGGUUAAAUCCAAAAAAUUCUUAACACAAAAUAUCCAGGAAAUCUGGGACGCCAUGAAAAGACCAAACCUAAGAAUAAUAGGGAUAGAAGAAGGAGAAGAAUUCCAACUCAAAUGCACAGAAACUAUAUCCAACAAAAUCAUAGACAAAACCUUUCCCAACCUAAAGAAAGAUAUGCCUAUGAAGAUACAAGAAGCUUACAGAACACCAAAUAGACUUAAUAAGAAAAAAAAUUCCCCUUGCCACAUAAUAAUGAAAACACUAAACAUACAGAAUAAAGAAAGAAUAUUAAGAGAUGCAAAGGAAAAAGGCCAAGUAACAUAUAAAGGCAGACCUAUCAGGAUUACACCAAAUUUUUCAAUGGAGACUCUAAAAGCCAAGAGGUCCUAGACAGAUGUUUUGCAGACACUUAGCCUUCAAGGAAAUGCAAAUCAAAAUGACUCUGAGGUACCAUCUUACACCUGUCAGAACGGCUAAAUUCAAAAACACUGAUGACAGCGCAUGUUGGAGAGGAUGUGGAGUAAGGGGAACACUCCUCCAAUGCUGGUGGGAGUGCAAACUGGUACAGCCACUUUGAAAAUCAAUAUGGUAAUUUCUCAGAAAAUUGGGAAUCAAUCUACCUCAAGAUGCAGCUAUACCAAUAUACCCAAAGGAUGCUCAAUCAUACCACAAGGACACUUGCUCAACUAGAUAUACAGCAGCAUUAUUCAUAAUAGUCAGAACCUAGAAACAACCUAGAUGUCCCUCAAGUGAAGAAUGGAUGAGGAAAAUGUGGUACAUUAACACAAUGGAGUACUACUCAGCUGUGAAAAAAAAAACAAUGACAUCAUGAAAUUUGCAGGCAAAUGGAUGGAAUGAGAAAAAAUCUGAGUGAGGUAAACCAGACUGAGAAAGACAAACAUGGUAUAUACUCACUCAUAAGUGGAUAUUAGGAGUCAAGUACAGGGUAAACAACCUACAAUCCACAGCCCCAGGCUAGAGAACAAAGAGGGACCAAAGAGGCAUGCAUGGAUUUCCCAGGAAGGGGAAAUAGAAGAGAUCUCCUGGGUACACUAAGGGCAGGGUUGGGGGGUAAAGGAUGGGAACUUGAGGGAGCAGGUUGGACAGGCUGGGUGUAGGAGGAAGUUUGGGGGCCGGAUGGAGGGCUAGGGAGAAACCUCGUGUCACAGAAACUCCCAGAAAUCUACAAGGAUGACCCUAGCUAAGACCCCUAGCAAGAGUGGAGAGGGUGCCUAAACUGACCAUCUACUGUAAUCAGAUUAGUGACUACCCUAAUUGUCAUCACAGAGCCUUUAUCUAGUAACUGAUGGAAGCAGAUGCAGAGAUCCACAGCCAAGCACUGGGCUGAGCUCUGAGAGUCCUCCUGAAGAAAGGGAGGAGGGAUUGUACGAGAGGGGUGGGGUGGGGUGUGUGUGUGAGUCAAGGUCAAGGAACCUACAGAGACAGCUGAUCUGAGCACAGGGGAGGACAUGGACUCUGGACCAACAGUUAGGGAGCCUGCAUGGGACUGUCCUAGGCCCUCUACAUGUGUGUGACAGUUGUGUAGCUUGGUCUGUUUGUAAGGCUGCUAGCAGUGAGAUCAGGACCUGUCCCUUGUGCUUAGCUGGCUUUGGGGAACCUGUUCCCCAUGCUGGAUUACCUUGCCCAAUCUUUAUAGAGGGGGAGGAGCUCAGUCCUACCUCAAAUUGAUGUGUCAUGCUACGUUCAAGCCCAUGGGAAACCUGCACCUUUCUAAAGGGGGACAGAGGAGGAGUGGGUGGAUGGGGAGGGGGGCAUAUGGGAGUCAGGAGGGGGGAGGAAUAGGAGGAUAGUAGGGAGGGGAAAUUGUGGUUGGUAUGUAAAAUAAAGAAAAAAAAGAUAAUUAAAAAAAUCUUAGUCGGGCUGUGGUGGCGCAUGCCUUUAAUCCCAGCACUCGGGAGGCAGAGGCAGGUGGAUCUCUAUGAGUUCGAGGCCAGCCUGGUCUCCAAAGUGAGUUCCACAAAAGGCAUAAACCUACACAGAGAAACCCUGUCUCAAAAAACCAAAAAACAAACAACAAAAAAAAUCUGAGCACCAGCAGAUGGUACAAGCUUAGCUCACUGUCUCAAUGACUUUGUUCAUCCUAAGUGCUUGGGUUAUGUGAUAUAAUAACCUAUACAAGGUAGCAGGUAUAACCAAGGGUACCGAUAAUAACAUCAGGCUGCAUCCCCACAAUGUUACAAAGGAGGACUCUGAUAUGUACAGAAAAUUUUAGAUUAAAGCCUUUACAAUGAAAUGAAAACUUAAAAAAAAAAUUCCCAGUUGAAGCCAAACAAUGGUAGCACAUGCCCUUAAUCCUAGGACUUGGGAUUCAGAUCUCUGAGUUGGAGACUAGCCUGGUCUAACAGAGUGAGUUACACAAAGAAACUCUGUCUCGAAUAACCAGAAGAAAGAAAAAAGAAAGAAAGAAAGGAGGGAGGGAGGGAGGGAGGAGGGAGGGAGGAGGGAAAAGGAAGGGAGGAAGAAAGGAAAGAAAAAUCUUUGAGCUCUUUAGGCCCCGGGGAGUGUGCCCAGAAAUGGAGUUGUGGAAUCCUAAUGUCUUUUUUCUAACUUGUGAUGUGUACACAGGUGCACCUCAUUUUACCAUCUACUCUGCCCACUAAAGGCCUCAACAAUGGAGCCCCAAGAUCGUGGACUGGAAUACAGAAACUUUAAAAAUUUCUCAUCGUAAAUUAAGAUUCUGGGAUAUCUCGUUGUAGUAAAGCAAACCUAACUAAACAAUUAUCUUUUGGAAAGAGAGGAAAAAAAAAAAAAAAACAAAAAAAACCUCUGGGGCAGAAGAGUGGCCCCUAGGGUCUGGGAGUGAGAGAUCUGUUUCUGGAUUGUGUCCUGCUAAGGAUACGCCCACGUGAUUGUGUGUAUAAAUUCUCUUUACACAGUCAAUCCAUUCUUUUUGUAUCUGACUUUGCUAUAUUUCAAAGUGUCUGUCAAAUCUUGUGUGGUGGAAACUUAGUAACCACUGCGCCAGUAUGGUUGAGUAGAAACUUAAAGAGGACUCUAUGCUGGUAAAUGGAGUGAGUUACAGGAGUGGGCAUCUCUAGUUUUCCCUUUGAAGGAUGGGUUUGGCCUUUUUCUUGCAGGCUUUGUCUAUGGGUUUGUUGAAAACAGGAUCUCUCUAUGUAUGCCAGUCUGGCUUGGAAUUGCAAUGAUCCUCCUGUUUUUUGAGUGCUGUUUGCCUUUAGCUACUGGAUGACAUGUGACCAAGUAUUGGCCUCCCUCCAACUUGGUCUUCCCAGGCCUCAAAAACUGUAAGACAUAAAUCUCUUUUCUUUAUAAAUUACCCAACCUUAUGUAUUUCUCUAGAGAAGCAAAAACAGUCUAAAAUUAUGAGUGACACGGUAUUUAAAAAUUGUUUAACAAAAAAAAAAAAAAAACAAACCUAGUACUGAAUCCACUCAAAGGCCGGACUUUGCCUCGAUUUUAUUUACCUAGUGUCUACUGAUCCUCAACACCACGUGCUCAGAAUCCUCUGCCCUGGCUCAGCCCCACUGCUACUUUGACCUCUCCUGUCACCCGGGAGACAUCAGCCCGAUUUCAGUCCCUUCCGUAUUCGGGACGAGACCCGCCAGGUCGGCUCCACAGCAGGCCAGGCUCCUCUCGGGACCCGCGUGCCCUUCCCGGUGACCUGCAGCCUCUGAGCUCCCAGCUCCCCAUGGCGGCGGCGGCGGCGACGCUGAGCCUGGAGCCCGCGGGCCGCAGCUGCUGGGACGAGCCGCUGAGCAUCGCCGCGCGCGGCCUGGCCCCCGAGCAGCCCGUCACGCUGCGCGCCGCCCUGCGCGACGAGAAAGGCGCGCUCUUCCGCGCCCACGCGCGCUACCGCGCCGACGCCCGCGGCCGGCUGGACCUGGCGCGCGCGCCCGCGCUGGGCGGCAGCUUCGCGGGGCUCGAGCCCAUGGGGCUGCUCUGGGCCCUGGAGCCCGAACGGCCUUUCUGGCGCCUGGUCAAGCGCGACGUGCGGACGCCCUUCGUGGUGGAGCUGGAGGUGCUGGACGGCCACGAGCCCGACGGCGGCGGGCGGCUGCUGGCGCGGGCGGUGCACGAGCGUCACUUCAUGGCUCCCGGGGUGCGGCGCGUGCCCGUGCGCGAGGGCCGUGUGCGCGCCACGCUCUUCCUGCCCCCAGGCAAGGGGAGAUUCCCUGGGGUCAUCGACUUGUUUGGAAGUGGCGGUGGCCUGUGUGAAUACAGGGCCAGCCUCCUGUCUGGGCACGGUUUUGCUGUACUCGCUCUGGCUUACUUCAGAUUCGAAGACCUCCCUGAGUAUUUGAGUGAUGUGCGCCUGGAGUACUUUGAAGAAGCCUUGGCCUUUAUGCUGCAGCAUCCAAAGGUGAAAGGCCCGAAUGUUGGGCUUCUUGGUUUCUCCAAAGGUGGUGACCUGUGCCUCUCGAUGGCUGCUUUCCUAAGGAACAUCACGGCCACUGUCCUUAUCAACGGCUGUGUGGCCAACACAAUAGCUCCCCUGUAUUACAAAGAUCUGUUUGUUCCUGAUCUUGGCUGUGACCCAACAAAACAAAAGACCAUGGAGUCGGGCCUUUUGGAUUUGGUGGAUAUUUGGAACAAUCCACUAGAGGAACCUAACCGUCAAAGUCUUAUUCCACUGGAAAAGGCCCAGGGACCCUUCCUGUUCAUUGUGGGCAUGGAUGAUCAUAACUGGAAGAGUGAAUUCUAUGCCCACAUAGCCUGUGGACGUCUACAAGCCCACGGAAAGGACAGGCCCCAGAUAAUCUACUAUCCAGAAACUGGUCACUGUAUUGACCCACCUUAUUUCCCUCCUUCCAGAGCUUCUGUGCAUGCGGUGUUGGGUGAAGCGGUAUUCUAUGGAGGUGAGCCGAGGGCUCACUCAAGGGCGCAGGUGGAUGCCUGGCAACAAAUUCAAACUUUCUUCCAAAAAUAUCUCAAUGGUGAAAAACCUGUGGAGCGCAGCAAAAUAUAACACUGCAAUUAUAUAACAAAUACCAUUUUUGAAAGCUCUAGUCCUGUAAGUUCCUUUGGUCUUCCAGAGUACUAAGGAGGCUUUUUUUUUUUUUUUUGGUAGUCUCACAUAUAUCCCCCACUGAGCCUCACAUUCACUGUGUAGACAAGGAUGACCUUGAACUUCUGACCCUCCUGUUUCCACCUCUUCAGUACUGAUAUUAUAGUCAGACACUAUCAUGCCUAGUUUUAGACAUUGUCAGGGACACAGCCCAGGGCUUUGUGUAUGGUAGGCGAGCAUGCAGCCGACAGAGCUAUAGCCCCAGUCCCCUGGAAAGCUCUCCUAGGAAGCUGAGCCUCCUUGUAGGGUUCUACUGGACCCUGAGCCUUUGAAACAACUCACCUUCCUUCACUGCUGGGUCUACUCUCGCCUCUGACCUUUAACUAAUGGAUCUGUUAACUCUGUGUCUGGAAGGCCAACCUUAACCUUAGGUAAAAGACUGUAGGAAGUGUUUGUCCAACUCCCCGUCACUGGACUAUCUGUGGCUCUGCUUCUGAGGACUGAUCUGGAUUGCUCUGAAGUCUCACAUCCCCUUUGGGCCCUAACGGAUUUUAUCCGAGCCUUCAGAACCUGUCUGCUGAAGUCACACAAUACAUGGAUUCCGCCUUGUUCUUGUCAGUUUUUAACAUGCCUGAAUUUUACUCAAGACUUCACCCUGACCCCUAGGUAUCCAUCAAUAUACUUCUUUUAUGUUUACCAUCUUGUCUGGAUUACCAACCACUGUGUGGUAUUUUCCUGCCUGGAAAAAAAAAAUGUCUUGAUGCCAAGAUUUUCAGGACUAUGAAAUAUGAGCCAGAGCCUAUGACUUUGGGCACAAAGUUAUGCCCACUGAGUCACACUUUCUCCCAAUACCAUCUGCUCUGAUUACAACUGAGAAGACUAGUUGUUUCACCCUACUAGAGUUGAAGCAUUAUCUGGAGUCCUGAGAUUCCAGAGCACAGGGUCUUCCCUGAGAGAAGGAGCCUCUUAUUAGGGAGCCUCUAUGGGCCACAUAAGUGUAAAGCUUAGAAAUCAGUUCUCCCAAACUAUUAGUCAUAAUAAAACCAUCAAGUGAUAUAAAAGUAGUAUCUUCAAAAAUGCCUCCAUAGUAGCAAGUAGAUCUACAUCUCAGGCUAACCAUGUGACCUGUCUUCGGGGACAUCAGAAGAGAGAAUCAGAUCCCAUGUGGUUGCUGGGAGUUGAACUCAGGACCUGAGCCAUCUGUCCAGCCCCAGUAAACCAAGUUUUGAAAUGUCAUGGCUUUCAAGUCAGAGGACUUCCUCUGUUUCUGUUAUCUUGCCCUACUAUGUGAUAGUUCAAUUUGGUGUCUCAUUAAAGGUUUCAAUUUGAA